Messenger RNA from Sarcophilus harrisii (Tasmanian devil), 3343 nucleotides. RefSeq names its product piwi like RNA-mediated gene silencing 4 (gene PIWIL4). Gene Ontology annotation, cellular component: P granule. Gene Ontology annotation, molecular function: protein binding; piRNA binding. Gene Ontology annotation, biological process: regulatory ncRNA-mediated gene silencing. Bases 366 to 2975 code for a protein of 869 amino acids. The transcript has 21 exons. NCBI's taxonomy places the organism in Eukaryota, Metazoa, Chordata, Mammalia, Dasyuromorphia, Dasyuridae. The record is from RefSeq and is a predicted model, not a curated record.
UGCUAAGGGAUCAGAAGGGCCACCGCGGCUUCCUGCUCCGCUUGGAGGAGCCCUUGGGACUUUGGCGCCUCCGGGAGGGGGUGCGCCCCCACCCUCGCCUGUCCCCCGCCCUUACCAGGCCUGGGUGCGCCCUUGGGCAUCCUUUGGCCAAGCUUCCCUGCAGCCCCGUGCGCCCGGCCACAAGUCCCUGGGUAGACUCCCCCUUAUCUCCUCUGGGACCACCCCUUCCCCGCUCCCAUUUGCGCUCGGCCUCUUUCUCGCCCCCCUCCCCCCAAGCACCUUCCCUUUUUAAAUGGCCAUAAUCAUGUAUUCUGGGGUCACUGUAUUAAUUACGCUUUGAUGAUUUGCCCUUUUUCUACCUUUGCAUGCCCAGAUGCCCAUUUUUCGGGCGAGCAAACAAAGGCCUAGAGAAGCCUGGAUGCACGCGGGAGACCACCAUGACCGGGAGAGCCAGAGUUAAAGCCCGCGGGUCCUGCCGGGGUCAGGAACCCCACCCGCUGGAACCGCCACAGUCUUCCUCCGGGAAUCAUCCUACUGUGAGAGACAGUGAAGCUUCAAUCAGCACCAAUCUGGAAACCGUCAAAGAAGGUGUAUCUGCUGGAGAUUGGAAUGCAUGUACUCUUAUCCAGAGAAGAGGGAAAACCUGGAAUAAUUUUCUGGAACUGGGAAUCCACACCAGGGAGAAGUUGGCCCAUGUCAAAGACUGUAAAACAGGUUCCAGUGGUGCACCGGUGAAACUGGUCACUAACCUCUUUAAUCUAGGUUUGCCCAGAGAAUGGCAUCUCUUCCAGUAUCAUGUGACAUUCAAUCCAGAGUUAGCAUCCAAGCGACUGAGAAUUGCUUUGCUUUACAAUCACAAUAAAUUUCUGAAAAAGACCAAAGUCUUUGAUGGUACCAUGCUUUUUCUCUCAGAAAGCCUAGAAGAAAAGGUCACAAAAUUGUCAAGUGAAACUCAAAAAGGCACUUAUAUAGCAAUCACUAUUACAUUAAUAAGUGAGCUCCCAUCAAGUUCUCCUGUGUGCAUUCAAUUUUUCAAUGUGAUCUUCAAAAAGAUCUUACGAAAGCUGUCUAUGUACCAAAUUGGACGGAACUUCUAUAGCCCUUCAGAUCCAGUGGAAAUUCCUCAACACAAACUGUCCCUGUGGCCUGGAUUUGCCAUUUCUGUCUCACAGUUUGAAAAUAAGCUCAUGUUUACUGCCAAUGUGAUUCACAAAGUCUUACGUAACGAGACAGUUCUUGAAUUCAUGAGUGGUCUCUAUAACAGAAAGGAUAAGUCCCACUUCAUAGAAACCUGUGAAAAGGAGUUGCUAGGAUGUGUUAUUCUCACAAGGUACAAUAAUAGAACUUACCGGAUUGAUGAUAUUGAUUGGUCUGUGAAGCCGACUGAUACUUUUCAGAAACGGGAUGGCACCAAAAUCACCUAUACUGAUUAUUAUAAGCAGCAAUAUGAUAUCAGUUUAACUGACCUAAACCAGCCAAUGCUUGUUAGUCAGUUGAAAAAUAAGCAAAUAGAUAGUGGUGAAGUACGGAUUGCUCAUCUGGUUCCUGAGCUCUGCUUUCUCACAGGUUUGAGCAAAAGAGUGACUUCAGAUUUCCGCUUGAUGAAGGACUUGGCUACAGAAACUCAUCUAAACCCUACUCGCAGGCAACAGAGACUGUCUAGACUUGCUGAUAACAUUCAGAGAAACACAGAGGCUCGUUUUGAACUAGAGACUUGGGGACUUCAGUUUGGAUGUCAGAUGUCUCUGACAGGUCGGGUAGUUCCUUCAGAAAAAUUACUAAUGCAGGACACUACAUGUCAGCCCAUGUGUGCUGCUGAUUGGUCACGGGACAUGCGCAACUGCAAGCUAUUAGAAGCCCGCCCUUUGAAUGACUGGAUAAUUGUGUGUAGCUACAGAAAUGAAGAUGCAGCCCAGUGCCUCUUGAGCUGCUUGAGAAGAGUGAGCAGCCCCAUGGGAUUUCACAUUGAGAAGCCCAAAAUCAUAAAAGUACAAGAAAACACAGCAGCAUUUGUACGGGCUAUACAACAGCAUGUAAAUCCUGAUACACAAUUGGUAAUGUGUGUCCUUCCUUCAACUCAAAAGGACUGCUAUGAUUCAAUUAAAAGGUUUUUGAGCCUGGAUUAUCCAAUCCCAAGCCAGUGUGUUCUAGCUCGAACCCUGAACCGCCAUGGAAUGAUGAUGAGCAUUGCCACGAAGAUUGCCAUGCAGGUGGUCUGCAAGCUUGGAGGAGAGUUGUGGGCAGUAGAGAUACCGCUCAAGUCGCUUAUGGUUGUUGGAAUUGAUGUCAGCAAAGAAACAUGCACCAAGGGAUACUCAGCAGUUGGAUUUGUAGCCAGCAGCAAUUCUAGAAUUACCAGAUGGUUUUCCCGCUGUAUUCUUCAGAACACAAAGACAGAUAUUGCAGAUUGCUUGAAAGUUUGCAUGAAAGGAGCACUUAACAAGUGGUACAGAUAUAAUAAUUGCUUUCCAUCACGCAUCAUUGUGUAUCGCGAUGGUGUUGGGGAUGGUAUGCUCCAGACAAUUGUGGAUUAUGAGGUUCCACAGCUGCUGAGCAGUUUCAGAGAUUCCAAUUCUAAUUACAGUCCCAAAGUGUCAGUGAUUGUGGUGAGGAAAACAUGCAUCCCCAGAUUCUUCACUGAAAUGAACAGAACCCUGCAAAACCCGCCACUGGGUACUGUGAUCGAUUCAGAGGCCACACGUCCUGAAUGGUAUGACUUUUACUUGAUCAGCCAGAGUGCUCAUCAGGGAACUGUUACUCCAACAUAUUAUAAUGUGAUCUAUGAUGAUAAUGGAUUAAAACCAGACCAUAUGCAGCGCCUGACCUACAAGUUAUGUCAUCUCUACUACAACUGGCCUGGUUUAAUUAAGAUCCCAGCACCAUGUCAGUAUGCUCAUAAACUGACCUUUUUGGUGGGACAGAGUAUCCACAGAGAACCCAGUAUGGAGUUAGCUGACUGUCUUUUCUACCUGUGAUGAAAAAACUACAUAGCCCCAUUGGAAGAACAAUUUCAGUUGUGAUUCUUUGUGUGGAUUUCAUCACCCCCAUUCCAUCAAAGUGAUAAGUUCUGUUUAAUUUCUGAAGAGAACCCUAGAGCAGAAAGCUGUCAUAGAAAGUGUCUUUUUUUUUUUAAUUAAUGUUUAAAAACUUUAUUGUGGUAAAGAGUAGUUCAUGCUUCCCAUUACCUGUCAUGGAUGCUGCACAACGUUUUAACAUCUCAGCAUGGAAGUUUAUGGGCAAAAUCUAUGGGCUUUAAUUCCUUAACAUUUAAAGAGGGGUUCUUUUUCAUAUUCUCUUUUUCUAAGUUUUGGUUAAAAUAAUGUUUAGAAAAUAAAAGCUAUUG